AUGGUGAACAUUACGGAGAGGAUCAAGGAGAUCGAGGAUGAGAUGCGCCGGACGCAGAAGAACAAGGCCACAGAAGAAUACCAUCUCGGUCUUCUUAAAGGAAAACUCGCCCGGUUACGAGCCCAACUUCUCGAACCCACCGGGCCCUCGGGCGGCGGCGGUUCUGGUUUCGAUGUCAGCAAGAGCGGUGAUGCUCGUGUAGCGCUAGUCGGGUUCCCCUCCGUCGGUAAAUCGACGUUUCUGAGCAAGAUCACGAAGACGAAGAGUGAGGCUGCGGCGUACUCUUUCACGACUCUUACGGCUAUUCCCGGCGUGUUGGAAUAUGGUGGUGCGGAGAUCCAGAUUCUUGAUUUGCCCGGUAUCAUCGAGGGGGCUAGUGAGGGCAAGGGGAGAGGAAGACAGGUUAUUUCUGCUGCUAAGACGAGUGACUUGAUUCUCAUGGUCCUGGACGCUACAAAGAAGGCCGAGCAGCGUGCACUGCUCGAGGCGGAAUUGGAUGCCGUUGGUAUCAGACUUAACAAGGAGCCUCCAAAUAUCUACCUAAAAGCUAAGAAGGCCGGUGGCAUGAAGAUUACCUUCCAAACACCACCCAAGUACCUCGACGAGAAGAUUAUUUACAACGUCCUCCGAGACUACAAGAUGCUUAACUGCGAAGUUCUUGUCCGAGACGAGAACGCUACAAUCGACGACUUCAUCGAUGUUAUCAUGAAAGACCACAGAAAAUACAUCCCCUGCCUCUACGUCUACAACAAAGUCGACAGCGUAAGCGUCGAAUUCCUCGACCAGCUUGCCCGCGAACCACACACAGCAGUAAUGAGUUGCGAGCUCGAUCUCGCCGUGACAGAUGUCGUCGACCGCAUCUGGAAGGAACUGCGGCUGAUGCGCGUGUACACGAAACGAAAGGGCGUUGAGCCCGAUUUCAGCGAGGCUCUGAUUGUGCGAAGUAACUCGACGAUUGAGGAUGUUUGUGACCAGAUUCAUCGGACGCUCAAGGAGACGUUCAAGUACGCGCUUGUUUGGGGAGCUAGUGCUAGGCAUAUCCCGCAACGGGUGGGGCUGUCGCAUGUUGUUGCGGAUGAGGAUGUGGUUUCGAUUGUCGCGAAGUAG
Aspergillus calidoustus is the source of this 1107-nucleotide messenger RNA. NCBI's taxonomy places the organism in Eukaryota, Fungi, Ascomycota, Eurotiomycetes, Eurotiales, Aspergillaceae. The record is from the annotation of a GenBank genome assembly.